AUGGAGAGCACCGCGGGGCCGAGGAAGAGGCAGCAGGCCGCGUCGGCCUCUGGAUCCGUGGCCCCGCACUUGCCCGAGGAGCUCGUCCGGAACAUCCUCCUCUACCUGCCUUCCUGGUACGUCCACCGCUGCCGCGCCGUUUGCAAGGACUGGCUCCGGAUCGUCUCCGACCGCGAGUUUGCCGUCGACCACCACCGCCUCCAGCCGACGCUGCCCCUCGCCUCCUUCCUCCGCGGCGCCGCCGGUACAAAAGCGGAGACGGAGACGGAGACGAGCCCCGUGGACUGCUGCGUCGACGCCUUCGACCUCGGCGCCGCCGGCAGUUUCCGUCCCGUCGUCCGGUUCACCGACAAGGAGGAGCGGUGCGGCGCCGGCGCCGGCGGCUUCCACAUCCUCGGCUCCUGCGACGGCCUCCUCCUCCUCAGCUUCGAGGACCGCUUCUACGUCUGCAACCCGGCGACGCACCAGUGGACGCGCCUCCCGACGCCGCUCCGCGCCUCGUGGUUCGCCGGCUUCUACCGCCACGACCCCACCGGAGAGUACCGGGCCUUGUUCUACCGGGACCAGUGGCCCGGCGAGGACUACUACAUCAUGGUGCCGGACUCCAGGAGAGGGAGGGGAAUCGGCCUGCCGGCGGAGAAAGAUGGGUACAAGUUCAGAGGACAGCCGUAUGGCCCGCCGGUCCUGCUCCGCGGCCACCUCCACUGGAUGCCGCGGCAGACGGAAGGCUACGGGAUACUGGCGUUCAACACGACCACCGAGGUUCUCACGGUUAUGUGCCCUCCUGUGGUUCGGGAGCACAUGUCGUUGGUUGCGGUGGGUGACGAGCUCGCCAUGGUUAGCUGCGGCAACAAUGUCACAAUGGUCGAGCUCUGGCUUCUCAAGGAUUACGAGAACGAGAUCUGGGUCUGCAUGCACCGGAUCCGGCUGCCGGCGGUGAAGGUCAGCACCUUCUCGUUCGAUGAGUUGUGGCGUAUGUUCUUCAUGUCAGAAGAGGGAGUUGUGAUAGUCACCCCAGAGCAGAAGCUGGUGCACUAUGACAUGAAUGGGACUCUGCUGGAAAGCUUCCCUUGCGAUAAUGUCCGCCAUCUCAAGAUUGCUCCGUAUACCUUCAAGGAAAGCCUCGUUCGGCAUGCGUUCUUUGAGAUACAGGAUUGCAAUGCCGGUGAUCAUGAAGAUGAACCAGAGCAACCGCCUUUCUUCCAGGGGCUGUAG
Miscanthus lutarioriparius is the source of this 1215-nucleotide messenger RNA. The record is from the annotation of a GenBank genome assembly. Lineage: Eukaryota; Viridiplantae; Streptophyta; Magnoliopsida; Poales; Poaceae.